Molecule: messenger RNA, 777 nt
Organism: Mizuhopecten yessoensis (Yesso scallop)
Lineage: Eukaryota; Metazoa; Mollusca; Bivalvia; Pectinida; Pectinidae
Exons: 3
Coding region: 172-663 (163 amino acids)
Source: RefSeq, a predicted model, not a curated record
GACAGGGAAAUCCAAGGCCGUCGACUGGCGCAGUGGAUAGAGCACUCCCCUUUCACAAAAACUUGUAAAAAGGACGUACAGGACUGGAUAUGGCUGUUAGUGUACGGGUCCUAUGAAAUCGUCGUUUAUAAUCUCCUGGUUGUCGUCACGUGGCGAUCCUUAUGGGAACUCAUGGAUAUUCUCAUAAUCCCGGACAAUCUUACUCUCUCUGCCUACAUUUCCCUCUUCAUCAGCGUCACUCUAGCGACCCCGGUUAUUCUUGGUGAAAACAUGCUUCGAACUUACUGCCGAAAAUUAGAAGUAAGCCAAGCCUUGGGAGUUUUUAAGAAACUCUUAUCCAAGGGCUACAUCAUGCUCACUGUCUGUAUUACCGUGAACCUUUGGAGAGGAGCUUGGCACCUGCAGACGACAUUACUUCUCCCGGGAAACCCGAAAUUGAGCGCUCUUAUCUCCCACUGUGUAGGAUUUGCCGGUUUAAUGCUCUGUCUGGUCACACGGACGUUGGCUGGGGGCGCUGAUUUUGAGGAUAGUGACAUUUAUGAACAAUGCGUUACAAUGUACAGCAUGUCCUGUGUAAAACGAUUCGUAGAGAAGUUUGACAGUAAAGUCUCUGCUGUACCACAGGACACUGAUCUACAAGAUUUUGCAGGAAUCGGAUUGUAAAAGUAAAUACAUUUUGAAUUCAUACUUCUUGGCGAGUUUUAAAACUCACCAAAAAAGAAAACGAAUAAGGUUUUGCUUAUAUUUACAAAAUCACACUUUUCAAGGUAAAACUUG